AUGGGCCAAAAACACAGCAAACCGUCCCGAAACCUGGGCAAUACCGGCAGCGCUCAAGCUAGGCCAAAUCCCCCACCACCAGAUCAGCCGCCUCCAGCAUAUGAUGCUUGCGCGAAAGCGACAUGGUUGCCCCGAGAACAUGUUCUGACCAUCAUCGAGAGCGUAAAUCUAAUCAUGAAAGAGGUGGUGGUUGAGCUUGAUGGCGAGCUCAAUUCUCCUGAUGUACUCGUGGCCGCGGGCCAUAUUCGCGAGAGCUGUACAGUGGCUGCCAGAACGGUUACCAGAACCAAGCUACCAAACACGACCUCCGAGUUUCUGUUCGAUGAUAUCAAGAAGUGCCGUGCGGAACUUGUGGAACUAGGUUGCGUUCUUAAAAUGGGUGUAGCAGAGGACAAACGAGUGGCAGUCAUCCUGAUCCUUGCCAAUGCGGUGACGAAGGCUGCAUACGGAGCCAAGUCAGAUAGUCAGGACUACCGAACAGCGGUAUGGGCUGCUCUGAUAGGUAGAUUUAUGCACGAGCUUGCGGCGGGAUUUGCUAUUAAGAAGUGGGAGAAAAUACAUGGGGCUUGGCCAUCUAAAGUUGGUGUCUUGCACCGGGGAUUUGUUUAG
This is a messenger RNA of Clonostachys rhizophaga, 609 nucleotides long. The record is from the annotation of a GenBank genome assembly. NCBI's taxonomy places the organism in Eukaryota, Fungi, Ascomycota, Sordariomycetes, Hypocreales, Bionectriaceae.